Molecule: messenger RNA, 3513 nt
Organism: Ramularia collo-cygni
Lineage: Eukaryota; Fungi; Ascomycota; Dothideomycetes; Mycosphaerellales; Mycosphaerellaceae
Exons: 2
Coding region: 1-3513 (1170 amino acids)
Biological process (GO): actin filament polymerization
Cellular component (GO): actin filament; cytoplasm
Molecular function (GO): actin binding; microtubule binding
Source: RefSeq, a predicted model, not a curated record
AUGGCUUCGCUUUUCAAGGUCAAAGCGCUAUACGACUUCGAGGCGAAGGAGGAGGACGAUUUGGGCUUUCCAGGCGGUCAAAUAAUCGACGUCACAGAGGUCGUCGACGACAACUGGCUGGAGGGCAAAUACACCGAUACCAGCGGCGAUACGCAAUCGGGUAUCUUUCCUCGUGACUUCGUCGAGAAGUAUGAGCCUGAGGUCCCCGCUCGUCCUUCGAGACCUGCCCGCGCGAAACAAGAAGGAUCACAUGCAACUGUAUCUGCACCCACUCCCGCACCAGUUCCGGCAGCUGAGGCAGAGGCACAGUAYGACGAUCCGCCAGCGGCCCCCUCUCUCAGCAAGCCGCAGCCUCCCCCGGUAGUGAUACCGGCAGAGGUCAGCAAGGAGCCAGAAUCGGUGCGCUCGCCGCCUUCUGCCUCGAGUCAGCAAGCUCCCCCUCCACCUGCUCGUAAUGAUCCUCCGCCUGCACCAACUCCUGCGUCUGCAGAGCCUAUUUCCACGAAGAAGCCCCCUCCAAUCGCCGCCAAAUCCAACGCUUUCCGCGACAGAAUUGCUGCUUUCAACCAAGGUGGUGCAACUCCGCUAGCUCCAAUGGUUCCUGGUGGAAAGCCGCAGUCAAACACAUUCAUCAAAAAGCCGUUUGUCGCGCCUCCACCCAUGGCAAAUUCUUAUGUACCGCCUCCCAAAGUCGAGACGGUUCACAAACCUUAUAUUCGAGAAGAAGACCCCGAGAUCAAGCGUCGACAGGAGGAGGAUCGCGCUGCUGCAGAGUCAGCCGGUCUUACGAGCGAUGUUACUUCUGAGCAACAAGACGAUGGUGAAGAAGCCCCCAAAGCACAGAGCCUGAAAGAGCGAAUUGCACGACUUCAGCAACAGCAGUUGGAGCAAGCUCAGCGGAGGGCCGACGGGAGCGUGCCAAGGAAGGAGAAAAAGGUGCCGCCAACAAAGCAACUCUCGGGCUCGUCAGAACAAGCAGGUAUGAAWGAUGUCGAAGGCGAUGCUGGAAGUCAAGAUUACAUACAGAGCCCCGCGGCGGAACGACAGUCUUUGGACAUCUCGAGAGAGCGUCCACGUGUGCCAUCUGCGCAGCGUUCGAAAGAAUCUCCUCUCUCGCCCAUCACUACUGCGGCCGAGCAAGAACCCAUCAGUGAUGGCAACGAGGCAGACCAUUCUGCUGCUGGCGAGACCACUGAAGACGAUGCCGGCACCAUCGGUCCGGACGAAAGUGACGACAGACAAACACCGCCACCGCCACCGCGUGCCGCAACUGCCCCUAACCAACAGGCAGAUGUAGGUGAUGAAAAGGACCCUGAGGAAGGUGAAGAUGAGGAAGAUGAUAGCGUCGACGAGGAAACUCGUCGACGUUUGGAACUCAGAGAGCGCAUGGCAAAGAUGAGUGGCGGCAUGGGCAUGGCUGGUAUGUUCGGUCCCCCGGGAGGCAUGCCUCUGCCUGGUUCUGUUCCUGCCAGGAGAAAGUCUACCAAGGAUAGGAAGGCAAGCGAAGAGGUCGAUCCGUCCUCGCAGCCUCAGCAGAGAGUUCCCAUGGUCCCCAUACCCGGAAUGCARAGGGUCCAAAGCACGGAAACACAAGUUCAACGGGAGCGCGAAGAUCCGAUGACUGAAGAAGACGACAUCACUGCAUCGCCACCAAGGCGAUCUGUGGGAGAGGACCGACCAUCUGCGCCGCCAGUGCCAAAAGAUUCUCGGCCUUCCUUCGAYCGUGGUGUGCCGCCACCUGUUCCAAACAGCGCCCUGCCAACGCCUCGUCCAGCAGAAACUCGCCCUGUGCCGCCGCCGCCGCCUGCAGUCACCAUGUCUCCCGGCCCAGGGUCCGAAUCAGAUGAUGAGUCGUCGCUACAUCACACAGUUGAGACGCCAGAUGCUCAGACCCCUGGGCCUCUACCCAUAAGGACUGGCACGGGAAUGGCCCCACCGGUACCAGGCACAAGUUCGGAGAACAGACGCAUGUCCUAUUUCGCCAAUGAGCCUAACGCUGGCAUCGCGGAUAAGAGAGCUAGUCGACCUCCACCUCCUGUGCCGGGAAGUCCACUGACGUCUCCACGACCACCGCCGCCUCCACCGCCCGGACUCGGUCCCGGCCGCCAGUCGUUGGAAUUCGCAGAUGACAUCAACGAACGCGGCGAGAGCGAGUAUGAAGGCGACUAUGAUACCGAUAUCGCAUCAAGUGCCAAGCAUAAAGAAGCGCUCAAAUCUCACGCCCGAGAGCUCAGCCUGGAUGAUAGUACUACGGCGGAUGAGGCUUCGCUGGCUUCACCCCGAGCAAAUGUGCCCAGAUCCGUACCUCCGCCGCCACCAUCGUCUCAGGCGCCGCCUCCAAGGCCGCGACAAUCUAUGGACACACCCAGAGCUCCACCUCCAGUCCCUCCAGGAUCUAAUUUAUCGCCUGUUGAGGGUGACGAGGACUACGAUCCAUACAGGUACGAUAGCCGCCGCGCUGCUCCUCCACCUGUCCCUGCUGUUGCUCCCGCUGCAGCGCCCCACACAGCACCGCCAAUUCCUCCGAGAGAUCAGGACGAAGGGCAGGAGAGCUCUGCAGACGAACUCUAUACCGCGACUCCUCCACGCCGAUCAGUAGAGCAACCGCCACCACCUCCUCCUCCUGCGCGAGCGGCGCCAAGAGAAUCUUUGGACAUUCGUCGAUCGGACACCACGGGGCGACGUUCCAUGGAUGCAAGACCCACGGGUGAUAAUGGCCACAUUGCUGCGGAUGUUCCCUUGAGCGUAGACACCCCCUGGUGGACCGCGCCACAGCCUCUGCCACCUAUUCUCCAGGCCCGCAAUGGGGUAGACAUCCUGUCAGAAUGUGAAGAAUCCACAACUUCCAAGCGCGGUGGUAUCACUUAUAUAUCCAAGGAUAUCUACGUCCUGUAUAUCGAUUACAGUCAGACCAUCAUUACAGCUCGUUACGAUGCACGCGAACCUGCAGACAUCAAUCUUGAGCAACGGCAUCUCCCACCGCCUCCUAAACUCCGCCAAGAUCAGCUUGAGAGCUUCUGGCAGAUGUUUGGCAAGAACAUCUCCGACACGGCCAAUCAAGUAGGAAACAGCAAGAAGGAUACUGUUGUUGGGGAUGGCACUCCGGCCGGUUUUGUCGCCGAGCUCAUCAAAUCACAGGAGAAGGCUUUGCAGCCUGUUGGCAAUCGCUCGUAUGGUGCGCUGGUGUACGCGAAUCUAGCCAAUGCCAGCACAAUGCAAUUCGAUGAGAUCAGGCCGGGUGACAUUAUCACGCUGCGCAACGCGAGAUUCGAAGGCACCCACGGAACCAUGAAGCACAAGUACAAGCAGGACUAUGGAAUGCAACAUGUGGCGGUUGUGGAGGAGUGGGAUGGGACGCGAAGAGCAGUCCGUGGGUGGGAACAGGGUAGAGAGGGCUCUGGCAGUAAGAAGAGUGGUGUGCGAAGCGAGAAGUUCCGACUCGGUGACCUGAAGUCUGGGGAAGUGAGAGUCUGGAGGGUGGUAUCUCGAGCUUAUGUUGAUUGGGAACAGUAG